CCGCUGAGGCUGCUCGAGGAUGGGAUCGUCCAGACGGCGAUCGAGAACAAUCCCAUGGAGGGGACAGCCUUGUACAAGGAUUUCCUGGCGGCGCGCUUCGGUGCCAAGCUGCGUUUCCUGAUGGCCGAGGCGUCAGGUGCUCACGGGCCAGUGAAUUCAGACGAGAGGGUUUAUUUUCAGCUCUCGGCCAUGGGCAAAAGCUUCGAGGGCAGGAAGGAACGCCUAUGCCAAAACACGCAGGACUUGUUCAACUUCGGCCUUGCGUGGUUCAACCCCUCUGUGUCCCUCGCCGACAAAGCGCGCUUCCUUUGCGGGCGCCCAGACGGGGCCGACCGGCCCCGCAAGGGCGCAAAGGGCAAGGCGGAGGGGGGCAAGGCUGAUCCGACCGAGGACACCGACGUAACGGAUAGACCUCGCAAGAGCGCCAGGGCAGCCAAGGGGCUGUCUGCGGAUGGGCCUGAGGGUGGGUCCCCGUCCAAACCUGCAGACGUCAAUGACGGGCGCGGGAACUGGGCGUUGUUGCAGCAAUGGUUGCCUGGAAGCCCAUAUCUGGCGUUCGAGCGUUGGUGCAUCGGGGCGAAGGCCGUGCCGCACCUGGAAUCGUUCCUGGAAAUCGUUGGCGGUGCGCCACAUGAGCUGUGGGAGAUUUUCGAGGGCGUAUUGCACCCGACCGUGAAGGCCCUGCAGAAGCUGCAUGCCAAGUUCGCAGCAGGAAACGUUCCUGCCGACGUCCGCACCUAUUGCGUGAAGCACACGGCCGCCUUGAAGCCCCCGUCUUCGCAGGAGGAUGACAGCGACGGGGGUGGCUUGAAGGCGGACGACGACGACGAGAAGAUUCAGAUUCCGACGGGCGGCGCGCCGCGGGUGACCGAGAAAGAAUUGCUGUUGCUGGUUGGCGGCGCUCUCGCAGCUUUCUGGAGCAGGGUGGAGAAGUCAGACGUGCCGAAGGGAAUCCAGGAGAUCCUCCAGGCGCGCGAGCAGUGCCAGAAGGAGAAGGCGGACCUGAAGGGCGCUGCCCAGAAGGCAGCGGCGGAGGAGGCAGCUGCCGGCCAGGGCGCGGCCAAGGCGGGCGAUGAGAAGACCGGCGAGCAGACCGCCAAGGCCGAACAGGCGCCG
Messenger RNA from Prorocentrum cordatum, 1116 nucleotides. NCBI's taxonomy places the organism in Eukaryota, Dinophyceae, Prorocentrales, Prorocentraceae. The record is from the annotation of a GenBank genome assembly.